AUGAAGGAAAAUCAGACAUGGGUCACGGAAUUCAUUCUCCUGGGGUUCUCACUCAGCCCAGAACUACAGACGCUUCUCUUCGUGCUCUUCUCCAUGUUCUAUGUCUUCACCCUGUUGGGCAAUGGAGUCAUCCUGGGGCUCAUCACGCUGGACUCCAGACUGCACACCCCUAUGUACUUCUUCCUCUCCCACCUGGCCAUUGUGGACAUCUCCUAUGCUUCCAACAAUGUCCCCAAGAUGCUUGCAAACCUUCUGAGUAGGAAAAAGGCUAUCUCUUUUAUUCCAUGCAUAAUGCAGACCUUUCUAUACAUGGCUUUUGCUCACACUGAGUGCCUUAUUCUGGUGGUGAUGUCUUACGAUCGCUAUGUGGCCAUCUGUCACCCUCUCCAUUACUCUGUCAAGAUGAGCUGGAGAGUCUGUAUCGCCCUGGCAGUGACUUCUUGGGUGUGUGGUUUCCUCCUGGCUCUGGUUCAUGUGGUCCUUAUCCUGAGGCUCCCCUUCUGUGGGCCUCAUAUUAUCAACCACUUCUUCUGCGAAGUCCUGUCUGUCCUUAAGCUGAUUUGUGCAGACACUACACUCAACCAAAUUGUCAUCUUUGCUGCUUCCGUGUUUAUUUUAGUGGGACCCCUGUGUCUGGUGCUGGUGUCCUACACUCGCAUCCUGGUGGCCAUCCUCAGGAUCCAGUCAGGGGAGGGCCGCAAGAAGGCCUUCUCCACCUGCUCCUCUCACCUCUGCGUGGUGGGGCUCUUCUUUGGCAGUGCCAUCGUCAUGUAUAUGGCCCCCAAGUCCAGCAACCCUGAGGAACAGCAGAAAGUCCUUUCCUUGUUUUACAGUCUCUUCAACCCAAUGCUGAAUCCCCUCAUCUAUAGUCUGAGAAAUACUGAUGUCAAAGGUGCCCUCAAGAGAGUUCUGGAGAAGCAGAGAGCCAUGUGA
Messenger RNA from Erinaceus europaeus (western European hedgehog), 933 nucleotides. Its product is annotated as olfactory receptor 2A5. The transcript has a single exon. Bases 1 to 933 code for a protein of 310 amino acids. Gene Ontology annotation, molecular function: G protein-coupled receptor activity; olfactory receptor activity. Lineage: Eukaryota; Metazoa; Chordata; Mammalia; Eulipotyphla; Erinaceidae. The record is from RefSeq and is a predicted model, not a curated record. Gene Ontology annotation, cellular component: membrane. Gene Ontology annotation, biological process: G protein-coupled receptor signaling pathway.